Plasmopara halstedii is the source of this 1794-nucleotide messenger RNA. RefSeq names its product nad-dependent malic. NCBI's taxonomy places the organism in Eukaryota, Oomycota, Peronosporomycetes, Peronosporales, Peronosporaceae. The record is from RefSeq and is a predicted model, not a curated record. Gene Ontology annotation, biological process: pyruvate metabolic process; malate metabolic process. The coding region runs from base 1 to 1794 and encodes 597 amino acids. The transcript has 4 exons. Gene Ontology annotation, cellular component: mitochondrion. Gene Ontology annotation, molecular function: NAD binding; malate dehydrogenase (decarboxylating) (NAD+) activity.
AUGCUGAGGCACCACGUACUAUCUCAGACACGCAUAUUGCAGCGUGCAAGCACUGCUUUUCAGCCAACGGUACUCAUUCGCUUUGUGUCAGGGCCAAUCAUCACUGAGGAUCACGAAGAAGAUGAGGAGGCCCUAAGUGUCGGUGAGCCCUCGGGUUUCGAGCGCGACACCCUGGACACAUAUCUAAACACACUUAAAAAGUAUAAUCCGCCCAUCAAGACGGGACUUCGAGGGCUUAACAUUAUCCAUGAUCCACUUUACAAUAAAGGAACGGGAUUCCCACAUGUUGAGCGCGACCGUCUUGGUCUGCGCGGUUUAGUGCCUCCGCGUCGUCUGAAAGUGGAGGCACAGCUUGCUAAGCUGUACGAAACGUUUUCCCAAGAGAAGGACCCACUUAGUAAAAGUCGUUUUCUUACGGAUCUGCACGAUAGAAACGAAACGCUGUUCUUUCGUCUUUUGAUCAUGCACAUGAAAGAAAUGGCCCCCAUUGUAUAUACUCCGACGGUUGGUCUCGUAUGCCAAAAGUUUGGCCAUCUCUUUCGUCGACCUCGCGGUAUGUUUUUUAGUACGCGCGACCGUAGCCAAUUUGGUGCUAUGGUGCACAAUUGGCCGUGCGAUGACGUAGAAGUGAUUGUGGUUACUGAUGGGAGCCGUAUCCUUGGCCUUGGAGACCUUGGUGCAAACGGUAUGGGUAUCCCCAUCGGUAAGUUGGCGCUUUAUACGGCUGCCGGUGGAAUUGAUCCACGAAAGGUUCUUCCAGUAAUGCUCGAUACGGGUACAAACAACAAGCAACUUCUUGAGGAUCCAUACUACCUUGGUGUGCAGCAGCCUCGUCUAAUAGGGGAAGCCUUUUGGUCGAUGGUCGAUGAAUUCAUGCGUGCUGUGCGCCAUCGGUGGCCCAAGGUCCUUGUGCAGUUUGAAGAUUUUUCGAGCGAACACGCUGCGGACGUGCUAAAUGCUUACCGUCUGAAACAGCUCUGCUUUAACGAUGACAUUCAAGGCACGGGUGCUACGGUACUGGCUGGCGCUCUAAGCGCUUGUGAGCGUGUGGGGAUUCCACUAAAGGAACAGCGCAUUGUCAUUCUUGGUGCUGGUAGUGCAGGCUUGGGUGUAGCCACUACGUUGUUGCAGGGUAUGCUGCGUGAAGGAAUGACAACUGAGGAGGCUCGUGAGCGCUUUUAUAUUCUCGAUCAGUAUGGAUUGCUCGGUGAGUCUCGAGAGUCGCUAAAUUCAGGCCAGCAAUAUUUUUCUCGCAGCGAUCUUGCUGACAAGACAAACCUUGUCGAUGUGAUUAAACGGGUAAAACCCACGAUGCUGAUGGGGCUGAGCGCUGCCGCUGGUGCCUUCACCCAAGAGGCUGUGGAGGAAAUGGCAAAGCACACAAAACAGCCAAUCGUUUUCCCACUGUCAAAUCCCACGUCUGUUGCUGAGUGCACAGCCGAGCAAGCUUACGAGUGGACCAAAGGCAAUCAAUGCAACAACAUGUUUAUCUUUCCAGGUGUGGGUCUUGCGUGCUCGGUGAUUCAAGCGACCCGUGUAACAGACGGUAUGCUCUAUUCGGCUGCAAAAGCGCUGUCGCAGUGCAUGACUCCAGAGGAAAUUACGAACGGUCAAGUAUUCCCGUCCGUGGAAAAUAUUCGUGAAGUAUCGCUUAAGGUGGCUACAGCUGUCUGCCAGACUGCUAUCGAGGAAGACGUCGCUAGUAUCACACCAAUUAUUCGCCGUGGUGGGACUCUGGAACACUUUGUUGCUUCAAAAAUGUACUACCCGACGUACCACGCUCUCGUUGAGUGA